This is a messenger RNA of Aureobasidium musti, 1122 nucleotides long. NCBI's taxonomy places the organism in Eukaryota, Fungi, Ascomycota, Dothideomycetes, Dothideales, Saccotheciaceae. The record is from the annotation of a GenBank genome assembly.
AUGUCGAACAAUCAAGCUCAGUACUUUCCCUCCAGCAGAGCUAUUUCUCUCCUCCUACCCUCAAAUACACCUCCAAUCAACACACAACAUUAUCCACCCCCGCCAACCGCCGACCCACACAACAGUUUAGGAAACUCCUACUCGCCAGCUCCCCAGCCUCAGCCUCAGCCGUCACCACAACAGCACUUUGCUCCUCCACCAGACACCAAUCGCUUCUCAUACAGUGCUGCUCCACAGCCUAUUCAGACACAAUUCGUGUCUCCUCCAGCAUCACCACCUCCACCUGCUGGCAACAUAGGUGCACAAGAGUACGAGCCAAGCCCUGUUUCACCCCAGCAACAAUCCCUACCUUACUACCCUGAGCCUGCUAGACCGGCGCUGAACACUUCGCUGACGACGAACCUUCCCGGCGGUGCUCCCCCACAGGCACACUUCGUCGGCGCAGGCGCCACCGUCGACGAUGUCGGCACCUUCAAUGGAGGAAGCUACAGAAUCAGCCACAGAGACACGAAUACCAUUCUCACACUCCAGCUUGCUAUGGGCUGUCCUCUGACCGUCAAACCAGGAGCUAUGAUUGCCAUGUCACCGACUAUUACCUUGCAAGGUACCGUUAAGUUCUCCUUCAAGAAGUUGGUUGCCGGUGGUCACAUGGCUCAAUCUACCUAUACUGGCCCUGGCGAACUUCUCCUCGCCCCCGCUUCUCUCGGUGAUAUCACCAAUAUCAGACUUACUGGAGAAGAGACCUGGAACGUAGGAAAAGAUGCUUUCUUGGCCUGUACUCAAGGUGUCGUAAAGGAUUACAAGGCUCAGGGACUCAGCAAAGCCAUGUUUUCGGGCGAAGGCUUCUUCGUCUACAAAGUGUCUGGCAUCGGUAUCCUUUGGAUCAGCAGCUUGGGUGCCAUCAUCCGGAAAGAUCUCCAACCAGGCGAAAAGUACAUCAUCGACAACGGCCACCUGGUUGCAUGGAAUGCCAAGUACGUCCUGGAGCGUAUUGCCAGUGGUGGGAUCAUUAGCAAUCUGAGCGCCAACGAGGGCUUGGUGUGCAAUACUGUCUUUAUGCAAACUCGCAACCCAGUGGAGUUUGCGACCUGGCUGGCGACCGAGGGCAGGGUCAAAGGAUAG